AUGCCCACUACGCUGCACGUUGUCUUUCUCCAUCACGCUCAUCUCUUCCGAGCCUCUCAUCUGGUUCCUUCUCCUUCACUUCCCCCAUACUUGCUCCAGUUCUUCAUUUUCAUCCAAGUGGAGUACACAGAUCGUGCAUCCAGCAAUUUUGAUUCCAUCCUCGAUUACUUCAGCUAUCUUGGCGCAAUCACUGCCAGCGGUGUUGGUCGGGUUUAUGAAUGUUUGCGCUUCUACGCUUCUCACCAUCUUCGAAGUUUCUACGAAUGUUUGGUCCUCAUGCUUAGUCUGCAGGAACUUGAUUCCAGACGUCCACAGUGUGGCAAUCGUCUGAACGCACUGCCUGAUAAGGUCAUUUACUGCCGACGAGAGAGCCGACCUUCUGAACUUGGCUCUUCUUUCACAGCCUCUUCUUCACCGACGGUUCUACCUCCGCGGGAGUCGUGA
Molecule: messenger RNA, 444 nt
Organism: Mesocestoides corti
Lineage: Eukaryota; Metazoa; Platyhelminthes; Cestoda; Cyclophyllidea; Mesocestoididae
Source: the annotation of a GenBank genome assembly